Sipha flava (yellow sugarcane aphid) is the source of this 6592-nucleotide messenger RNA. It is a transcript of the gene Mgtor, whose product is annotated as nucleoprotein TPR. Gene Ontology annotation, biological process: mRNA export from nucleus. Gene Ontology annotation, molecular function: structural constituent of nuclear pore. Gene Ontology annotation, cellular component: nuclear pore. The record is from RefSeq and is a predicted model, not a curated record. NCBI's taxonomy places the organism in Eukaryota, Metazoa, Arthropoda, Insecta, Hemiptera, Aphididae. The transcript has 37 exons. The coding region runs from base 378 to 6527 and encodes 2049 amino acids.
AUAAGUCUUUAAAUGUUCAGUGUUAUGUAUAAGCGUUUUUUUUUAGUACGUAAAGUCUUACGCUGAUUAUCAUUUUUGUGUUUUGGUAGUAUGGUCUUGUUUCCACAUUAUUAACGGUUUUUAUUUUUACGUCUGAAAUAUAUUCGUCUCUGCAUUUUUCGUAUUUUUCAUACAUUAAAAAUCUAUCACUGAAGAACUUUGUAUUAUUACUUAAAGUUUUAAAUGAUUAUCGUGACUCUUGAUUCUUUUAAUUGUGCUGUAUUGUAAUAAAAGUAUGAACCACUGAACCAUUGAUUCCAUUAAAUCCAUUGAUUCCGAAAAAAAAAAAAUCAUUGGUUUAACUUAUAAUUGUUUACAAUUCAUCACUCCAUAACAAUAUGGAUGUAUCGAGUUUAAUAAACUCAAUUUUAGCAGACGAUGGAUAUAAUGCAUUGUCAGAAGAUACUAAAAACAAGUUUGAACAGUAUUUGCAUACUCCUACAGUUCGUUCCGAUGACAAAACAAGUGCGUCAAAUAAAUCUGGUAGCAAACCAGAUAUUGAUUUUGAUAUGCUCAACAAUAGUACUAGUAUACGAGAAGCCAAAUUUAUGGAAUUACAAAAAGAAAUUGAAAUAAUUAACGAUCAAUUUAAAAAUACAUUAAAACAAAAACAUGAGUUGAUGUUACACAAUGAAACUCUGUUAAAAAAUUUACAUGAAGCUGAAAUUAGAGAAAGAAUGACUAAAAUGGAUGAUGGAAUAUUGCAGUUAAAAAUUGAUACAUUAACUGAUAGUUUAUCCAAAUGUACUCAUGAAUUAUCAGAUCUUCAAUCAAAGUACCACAGAGAAGUAAAUGAAUUAAAACCAGAUUUAGAACAAAAAGAAGCAGAGGUUUUGAUGUUAAAGAAUGAUGUAAAUUUGUUACAAAUAAAAUAUAAAAAUCAAGAAAAUAUUAUAAGCAUAAUGAAACGUGAAAUUGAUGAUUUAAAUCUUGAACAUGCAAAUGAAAUUGAACAAAUUAAAAAAGAAUUAACUAAUGUUCAUAAUUUGAUGAAUCAUUACAAAGAAUGUUACGAGAAGGAAGUAGAUCAGACAAAAAAGCUUACAGCUAAUAUUUUAGAGAAUAAAGAUUAUGUAUGCUCAUUAAUAACAUCUUUAAAUGAUGCUGAAAAUAAAUUCUCAACACUUUCAAAUGAAUUUGAACAAUACAAAUCAGCCAAGGAAAAUACAAUUAUUGCAAUAUCAAACAAGUUGAAUGCUUCAGAAGAAAUAGUUAAACAAUUACUUCCUGUUGAUAAAGAAAAUUCCAACUAUCUGAUUCAUCGAGGUACAACAAUUACUGAUGUAUAUGCUAUUUAUAAAGAAACAUGUUUAAAUUUACAAGAUACAACUCGCGAACUUGAAAAUAGCAAAAGAAACUUUAAUAUCUUAAAACAACAAAUCAUGGAUGCUGCUCCAGCUGUUGAUAAAUUAGAAACUGAUUUAAUUCAAUCUAACGAAAAAGUAAAAUCCUUGUGUGAAGAUAUUUUAAGAUUAGAAACAAAAUUAGAAGAUGUUAAUAACAAAUUAGAAUUGUCUAAUACAAAGUGUGAUCAGUUAUCAAAAGAUAAUGAAAAACUUCGUAGUAUUGAAGAUGACUUGAGCAAACAAAUAUGUUUCUUAUUACGAAAUAAUCAAUGUAAUAAACGUUUUGAAAAUCGAAAUAGUGGAACAGAUAUGAGUCCUCAGUCGAUUAUUUCAAAAAAUUAUGUGACAUUUGAAAACAUUCAAGGUUUGCAAAGACAAAAUAAGAAAUUAUUAGCAGUUCUGCGUUCUUUAACUGUAGAAAAUGAUGAAAAAGAAGUACAAUUAAUAAAAGAUUUAAAGGCAAAUAUUAAAAUCUUGGAAGAAAAGCUAGAAACACAGGCUCAAUUAAUUACACAACAAAAGGAAACAAUAUCCAAAACUCAAUCAUUAGAUUCAAAAUCAAAUUUACUUAAACAAUCAAAUGAUUUUGAACAAAAGAAUGUACAGAGUUCUGCUAAAUUGGUACUAGAAAAUGAUAAAGAAAAUAUUUUCAAUCAAUCUGAAGAAAAUAUAGAUCAACUCAAACAUCAACUUUCUACUGCUAAUAUAACGAUAAACCAAUAUAAAGAUAAACUUGAAUCUAAUAGUGUUGCUCGUAUGCAACUUGAACAACAUGUUCAAGGAUUAAAUCAUCAAAUUGAUGAACUAUUUGGGAAAUUAAAAUCUGCUAAUAUUAAACAUACUGAAAAUGCAGAAAAUGUAGCUUUUCUACAGAGGAAAAUAUCUACAUUAGAACAUGAAAACAGUGAGCUCAAACUUGAGUUUGAUAAAUUUAAAAGUCAAUACAAUAAUUUGAAAAAGGAAAAUGAUAAUAUGUAUUUAUCAAAUAUGAAUUAUUCUCGUGAAUUAAGACAAAAAUCUGAAUUACAAAAAGAAUUUGAAAAAACUCUAGCUUCUCAAUUAGAUUCAUUAAUUAUUAAUUGGAAUGUAACCUUAGCUUAUAUUGCUGAAACUGAUUAUGAUAAAGUUAAAUUCAAAGAUGAAUAUAAGAAACUAACCAAAACAUUAAAGGAUGUUCGGGAUAAUUUACUUAUAAAAUUAGAAGCCAUUGAAGAUUUGAGUACAUCUAGGGAAAUGUCUCGAUCCAGAACAAAUUCAUUGAGUUUAUGUUCUGAUGAAAGAUCUAACUUCCAAAAUGUUGUUAAUAAGCUUGAACAUGAAGUAAAAAAUUUAAAAUCCAAACUCAAUGAAAGUGACCAACUGAAAAAUCAAUUAAAAUCAGAAUUAAAUGUGACCAAACAACUGUAUAAAUCAUUGGAGGAGAAUUUGAAAAAAAUGAGUGAGUACUCUUCUCAAUUAGAGAAUGAACGUGAUAUUAAAAAAAAAGAAAUUUUAGAAAAGGAUCAACAAUUAGUAAAUGUUAUGCAAGAGUUAAGUGAAUUUAACUUAUCUCAAAAGGAUAACAUUAUUAAAUUACAAAAUCAGUUAUUAGAAUAUGAACAGAAUAGUAGUAAAGUGUUAGAAGAACUAGAAAUGGCCAAAAAUUAUAGUGAUGGUCUAUUAAAAACAAUUACAGAACAAAAUAAUAAAAUAAUAAAACUUGAAGAAGAAUUAAAAAAAUCUGUUGAUGACAAAGAUAAAUUAGAAAAAGGAUUAAAUCAUAAAUUAGCUCAUUACAAAAAUAAGUUAGAAAGAUUAGAUGCAUUGGAGUUAUUUAAUAAAACGAAAUCUACAGAAAUAGAUCAUUUGAAAAACCAAAAAGCUACAAUUGAAAAAUCUGUUGAAGAAAUGAAAGAAAUGCAUAAAACGCAAAUAAUGAAGUUAGGCAAUGAAAUUGAUUGUCUAAAAGAAACAAUAAAACGCUGGCAGUUUGAAAAUGAAUUAUUAUCAGAUCAGUACAAAUUAAUAACUAAUGAACUAAUGAAUUUAGAACGUUUGAAUAACAGUAAAGUAUCAGACAAAGAUGAUAGUUUGAAUACUUCUUCUAUGGAUACAAAUGUUUUUGAUAAACAGCUUACAAAAAUGGCCAAAUUGAUAAAUAUUUUAAAAGAAGAAAAACACUCAAUCAUUUUUGAAUUAAACAAAACAGUUACUGAAUCUAAUAAACUGAAAUCUGAUUUACAAUACAAAUCAAAAAUAAUUGAUGAUUUGCAAAAUCAAAUGAAAGAACUUAGACAGUUGCAUACAUCUGGCUUAGUAAUUAAUUAUGAUCACUCUAAAAUUUUAGAAAAGAUAGAGUUUUGCAAUCAAAUUGAAGAAAAAAAUAAAAUUCUAGAAGAAAAUAAUGUAAUGCUAACCAGUCAACUUAAAGAGUUACAAGAAUUAGAUGUAAAAAAAACUGCUGAGAUUACUGCUUUAAAAGAUGAUAUGUCAGGAAUGCAAAGUUUAAUUGAUCAAAAAGCAGCUGAGAUAAUAUCUGUACAAAAGAAUAUCGCAAGGUGGAAAGAACGAUCAAGUGGUACCCAUUCUGAUGUAGAAUAUAAACAAUUACUAAAUACUUUGGAACGAGAAAAAGGAAAAAUGACCACUGCUCUUGAUCAAUUAAAAUCUAUGAAAUCUGAUAAAUCAUGUUUAGAAGAAUUGUUGAAGAAACUAGAAUCUGAUCAUUCCGAAGAAAUAAAUUCAUUAAAACAAGAAUUAAUGAAGUCAAAAACAAAAAUAGUUUCCAUUAAUAAGUCUAUGGAAACAUUUAAAAAUAUCAUCCGCUCGUAUAGACAGAAAUUUACAAAUGUUGCAGAUGAAAUAUAUAAAGUUAAAGUACUAGCUAGGCGUUAUAAACAUCAAAGUGAAGAAUUAAAUAGUACAUUAAGUACCGAAAGAAGUUCAUGGCAAACUAAGCAAGAUGAACAACAGCAAGGGAGCAGUAAAAUAUCAAUAGAUAUUGAUGAACGCAAAAAACUAAUAGAACAAGGAAAGCAAGAGCAAACAACUGAAAGUGAAUCUCUCAUUAUUGAACUCAGAGCUAAAGUAGCGGAAGCUGAAGCUGGUUUAAAUGCUGCAAAAUCUGAAUUAGAAAUGACAAAAGCAAAAAGUGAUGAUAAAGAAAUGCGUGCAAAACAACUAUUACAGCAAGUCAGAAGUAGAAUUCAAAAUGUUUCAAGAGAACUUGAUAAUACUAAAAGACAACGUGAUGGCUUAUUAGUUCGAUUAGAAGCAGAAGGUGGUGCUCGAAUACAAGAAUACCAGGUUCAAAUAACACAUUUAGAACAAGAAAAUCGUAAGCUUAUAUCAGAAAAAGAACAGAUUACAUCAGAAAAAGAGCGUUUAUCUAAUGAUAUACAAAUGCUAAACCGUAGAGUCACAGCUUUAAUGAAACAAUUUGCUAAUCAACAGGUAAAACCAUCAACUAGUACUGGUUCUGAUAAACCUUCUGUUGAGCCUCCUACAGCCAACAUUAAGCCUUUAGGACCCACAGUUAAUAAACCUCAACCUGUGCAUCAUUCUGUAACAGUUAACCCAUGGCGAUCUGCAGCUGCCGAAACUCCAUUGGCUAGUAUUAAACCUAUGACUAUGCAGCCUAGAAGUGUAGUAGUAUUACCAACUAGUCAAACAUCAUCUACAUCAAGCCAAAAUUCAUUGAGUGGAACUAGUAGUAGUACAACUAUUACUGUUCAUCCACAACAACCACAGUCAAUAGAUAUAAGUAGCAGUGGUGGUAAUGCAUUGGAUUCGUCUGAAGCAAAUAGUUCUGCACAAAGUCGUCAUUUAACUAGCAGUACUUUAGUGCAACAUGUUGAGGGAUCUGAAUCUACAGCAACAGUUUCUGAUUCUAAUGAAACAACUGCUACUACACCCCCAUCAAUCUUGCCUCUCCAGCAAAUUAUAGGAAGUGCAGCUGCUCCAAGUGUUGCUGCUGCACAAGCAAGUCCAGCUAUUAGUAUUGCUUUGGUGGUACCACAAGGUAGAGAACAAGUUCAAACAACUGUUUCACAACCAACUACAGUAUCUGUAUCAACUGUAUCUCCUUCACAAAGUCAAAUAGACAGAUACAGUGCUCAAAAUGAAAAUGGCUUAGCAACCGAAAGUAGCAGUAGCAGCAAUAUUGCUAGUUCUACAGCUCCUGGUCCUUUGACUGAAUCAGAACCAUCAGUUGUUACUGCUUGCACUAGUGGUCCCAGUUGCUCCUCUUUAGAUACAACUACACAUUCUAACAACACUCAAAGAAAACGAAAAGCUGAUCUUCUUGUGACUUCAUAUUUAAAAAGAUCUAAAUCAUUUAUGCCCAGAGAAGAAAACCGGAGAGAAAUGGAGUAUGAAGCACCUACAUCUUCUCAAAGGGAUUCAGAAGUUAGUAAUUCAUAUACCGGCCCAGAAAGUAAUCCACAAGAUAAUAAGGAAGUUGAGGCAAAUACAGAUAUGGAAGUUACAAGUGAAGCAACCCAUGAAAAUAAUGAAGUUGACCUAACAAGCCAAGAAUGUUCAGCAGACACCAAUAAUAUGAAUGAAACAAAUGAUAUGCAGAAUGAAGAAACAGAACAGACAACAGGAGAAAAUACACCAGAACAUUCUUCAUCAAAUGCUGAAGCUACUGCAAUGAGUGUUGUUGAAGAAGACUCUCCUGAAGUAAUUUGCUUCCAAGAAUUUCAAAACACACCUGUUUCUUCUGCGAGUUGCGAAGAAACAAAGACUACUGAUAAUGUAACAUCAGAUGCUGAAUCAAGGCAGAAUGAAAGUGAUUCUACUCCCAUUGAACCUCAAGCGGGAACAUCAAGUGAUACUAUGGACACAGUUGGUGUUUCUCAAUCUACUGAAAAUGUUGAAACUGAUACACUUGAUUUGGUUCAAACUAAAACAAUGAUUUUAGAACAAGAAACAGUUGAAGUCUUAUCAUCAGAGAAUGAAGAAGAAAUAGGAAUAAAAUCAGCUCUUGAAGAAACUGAAAAUAAUGUCAGCCUUGAUCCUGAAAUUAUAUCUGUAAGCUCAUCCCCCAGCAAAGAUAAUGAAGUUAUUAGAGAAGAGUCGCCUGUAGCAGGACCUAGUGGUGUAACUAGUGAUUCUUCAGCCAACGAACGCAAACCUAUAACAUGGAAUGAAUCUCCAUAAUAAGUUUAAGACAAACUAUGAAGUUUAUUAACAAUUGAUAUUAUAAUACUAUGGUGGUGCCGUAA